AUGGAGGUAGCUAUCGGGAACAUAUUUCAGGAUAUGAACCCCACUAUGAAAGGAGAAAUUACAAUGGAGAUGAUCGAAACCACCGAUCCUCAAGCACCUCUCAUUACCGGAUCAGAGAUGAAAGGAAUGGAAGAAGUGGGACUAGAGCAAACCAGACAUGUUGAAAGAAGCCAACAUAGAUCACCACCAAGAACAGUCUGGAAAGCCAAGAAUAGAGAAGGUGACCACAUGAGAUCGCCCAUAAGACAAAUGAGAGAAUUAUCUGAUUCAUCCAGAACCCAAAGACCUCCGAGAGAACUUACAGAAGUUGGGAGCAUUCCUAUAGCAGAACUACCUCAACAAGCCAUGGAGGUUGCUUUGGGAGAACUCCGGGAUGUUAUGAUUCAAUAUUCAAACUGUCCUGAACCAACAGAAAGCGCUGCAAGAAAGGAAAGAGUACGGUUUGCAGAAGAUACAGGGGAGCUUAAUGAAACUGCUGCAAAUAUGGUAAGAUCAGAUUUGGCUAGGCAAUCCCUUGUUGAGGAAGAACUGGAACCCAUGAGCAUGCCACCUGAAAGAAUACCAGCUACACUUAGGUUGGGACCAGCAGAUACAGAAUCUCUGGAGAGAAAAACAACCACUAACAAAGCUUUGAUAAAAAAGAGGUUGGGACGCCCACCCGGGAAAAAGAAAACCCAAUUUAGUCCGUCGGUGUUCCAAGGUGUAAGCUCAAAGAAAAGGAAAUAUUUUCAAGCACACGGAUCUCCAAAGAGAAGAGCACCUACAGAAACUAUCCCUCAUAUUGAGGAGAACGGCAGAUCAACAUACCAAAAAGGAUGA
Messenger RNA from Arabis nemorensis, 819 nucleotides. The record is from the annotation of a GenBank genome assembly. Lineage: Eukaryota; Viridiplantae; Streptophyta; Magnoliopsida; Brassicales; Brassicaceae.